This is a messenger RNA of Aspergillus nomiae NRRL 13137, 735 nucleotides long. Its product is annotated as GNAT family N-acetyltransferase. Bases 1 to 735 code for a protein of 244 amino acids. Gene Ontology annotation, molecular function: acyltransferase activity, transferring groups other than amino-acyl groups. The record is from RefSeq and is a predicted model, not a curated record. Lineage: Eukaryota; Fungi; Ascomycota; Eurotiomycetes; Eurotiales; Aspergillaceae. The transcript has a single exon.
AUGUCUCCCCCUCCAGCACCCACGACACCCCAAAACAGCAACGUCGCACGUAUUCCCAAAGAAUACGCCCACCAGACAGACCUAGAAGACAUAAUCGCGAGAUACAGAGACCUUCGCUUAAAAGGACUGAAGGAGAAUCCAAAAGCCUUCUCUUCCAAGUACGAAGACGAAGUUGAGUUUCCAUACGAGAAAUGGCUAGCUCGAGUUACCAACCCGCAAGCGCGUUCCUUUAUCGCUUAUGACAGCCAAGAGGACAACAAAGUGGAUUCUUUGGCGCUUCUUUUGAGUCGAGAAUGGUUGGGCACCGUCACUAUAGUAGGGCCUAGGUUGCUGCCUGAAGACAACGAGGUCCUCUCAAAGACACCUUGGGAUGUGUUUCUUCUGCCAGAUGAGCGAGUUCUGUCUGAAAUGGAGUCGCAUAACGCGACAUUGGUGUAUAUGCUUGGUGGCAUGUUUGUUCUCGAGACGGGAAGACGAAAAGGGCACGGUCGUCGGCUGAUUGAACGGGCUGUGAGUGAGGUACGCACGGCAGCUACUGAGGCAGGGGCAAGUCGACUCUUAGUGGUGUCUAUCGUGGAACGAAAUAAUGACGCUGCACGACGGUUGUAUCAAAGUUGUUCGUUUGAUGUGUGGGACGGUGAACUUGUAUCGCAAAUCUCACGGCACCAGGAGUGUGUUGCCAUGGUCUUGGAUAUUAGGCUGGAGCCAGGGUUGGCUGAUAGUGCAGAGCGAUGA